Messenger RNA from Coturnix japonica (Japanese quail), 3126 nucleotides. NCBI's taxonomy places the organism in Eukaryota, Metazoa, Chordata, Aves, Galliformes, Phasianidae. The record is from RefSeq and is a predicted model, not a curated record.
AUGAGACUCUUUCCUGUCUGCAGGUCUCCAGAGAUGUGGCAUCAGAGCUUUGGACUUCCAGGAAAAAGCUACAUCAAUGUACCAGGAUCCUUUUUGUUGGGAAAGGAGUUCUACGUACCCCUGUGGUCACUGCCCCUCUGUAGUGCUGUGGUGGAUGUUGCUAUCCAGGAUUAUGUAGCUGACGCGGUUUCUGAACUGAUAUACCGUAACGAGAGUCUGAGAUCCUCAGAAGUCACCUUCGUCUUCCCCCUGGAACACCAUAUGGCCAUCUAUUCUUUCCAGGCCUGCAGUGAGGAUGCCAAGGUCAAGGCUGUGCUGCAGGAUGAGGUAACAGCAUUUGGGAAAGCAUGGGAGAACCAUGAGAGCAGCAUGGGAUGAGCAGCCCGUGGCCUGGUUAGCGAUCUGCUUUCUGUUCCUCUCCUUCCCAUCCAGACCCAGCGGCUGUACGAGGCUACAGGGGAGGAGGAGAAUUUUGAGUACCUUCAGUAUAAGGUUGAGAAAUCAGACGAGGUGUUUGCCUGCUUCCUGGGUUCCCUGUCCCCUGGCAAGGAAAUGGUUGUGACCUUAUGCUAUGCCCAAGAGCUAUCACGGAAGCCAGAUGGAGCAGCCCAGUUUGUGCUGCCAUCCACACUGCAUCCUUACAAGAUUCUCUACACCUGUAAUUGUCGCCCUGGCAAGCUGCACUACAGCCUCCUGCUAACUGCCAGCCUGCAGUCACCCCGUGGUGUGGCUGAUGUUCAAGCCAACUGUGCCCUCACUCCUUUGAUCUACACUGCCCAGGACCAUAGUGCUGCACAGGUCUCACUGGCUGGCACUCCCCCAGAUCAUCAUUUGGAGCUGCUGGUGUACUACAGAGAACCCACUGCAGUCAGUGUCGUGGUGGAGAAAGGAGACCCUGUGGCCACUGCAGGCUCUCUGUUUGGUAAUUCCCUAGUGUUGGUGACACUGGCACCCAGAAUCCCUGAUGCAAAACCUGGGCAGUACAAGUCUGGAGAGUUCAUCUUUGUUCUGGACAACACCACCCUUGAGCACACAAAGGACCCCUUGCUCUUCCUUCUCAAAAGCCUACCCCUGGGCUGCUACUUCAACAUCUACUGCUAUGGAGCAACACCUGUGGGCAUCUAUCCGCAGAGUGUUGAAUAUACCCAAGACAACCUGAAUGAGGCAAUUCAACUCAUUUCCACAACUGGCUCAAGGCUGGGCGAAGACCUGCUGGGAACCCUCCGCACAAUCUACAAUACUCCCCGCCCCUGCAGACAUGCACGCCAGCUCUUCAUCUUCAUGUCUGGACUACCACCUAACAAGGAAGCCAUUGCUGCUGAGGUGUGCCGUCAUCGCAACAGCCACCGGUGUUUCUCCUUCUGUUUUUCCACGGACAGUGCUUCCCUGGCCACAGCCCUGGCCAGGGAGACGGAGGGUGAAGCUAUCUAUGUCUCUUCCGACAAUGCGGUAGUUCAGGUGCUGAAAUGCUUGAAGCAGGCCCUCAAGCCAGUAGCUGAGGGAGUCUCCCUGGAGUGGACUUUGCCCUCUGGCCUGGAGGUCGAGGUGCUGGGAGGCACCCCUCAGUUCAUCUUUCAGGGUCAGCACAUCUUCCUCUAUGCACAGAUCCACGGAAAGGAACAGGAUAUGAAGGAGGCCAGUGGUGUCAUGACUUUGCAGUUCAACCUGGAUGGCCAGGAUGUCACUCACAAGAUCCAGUUCCCACUAUGCUCACAUGGAGAUGGCCGGAUGGCUGGUCAUCAUCUGGCUGCAAGAAACUUGCUGGAGAAGCUGUUGCUAGAGGUUGCAAGAGGGUCAGGGGAUGAACCAAUGCAGCGUGCCAUUGAAAUCAGUCUCACAUCUGGGAUCAUCUGCCCCUUCACCAGCUAUGUGGUCGUUCGUACAUCACGGAGGGCCCACUGGUACUGUGGGCCCCUAGCACUGCUGCCACCUCGCCAGUCAUUUGUUCCCUGCAAGAUCCUUAUGCUACGUGGCUCCUUGACCAGCACUUCCUGCUUUCCUAAGACCAUAUGGAACCCACCUAGCUGGUACACUGCAGUGCAGGAUGCCAUCAAGCGUCUCACCAAUGACAUUGCUAACUUACUCCAGCAUGGGGCCCACAAGGAAGCACCUAAACAGCCACAACCAUCGACUUCCUCUCUCAAGUAUGUGGAUUCAACAACAUUUGUUUUGUGCUCUCCAAUUUUUGGGCCAUGGAUGAGUGAAACCAUAGCUGAGUGCAGAGAGCUGGUGGCACUGCAGAAUGUAGAUGACUCCUGGACCCUCACCUCAGGUUUAGCUUCUGUGCUACAGGUCGAUGAGGCUGAAAUCAAGGGAAAGAUGCCUGGUGAGGUCAUGGAUCCUAAUUUCUGGGCAACAGUGAUGGCUGUGACCUGGCUGCAGAGACACAACAGGUGUUACCAUGAGCUAUGUGACUUGCUGGAGGCAAAGGCUGUAACCUGGCUGUGCAGUCAAGCUGUGUCUCAGCUGGACAAGUGCCUGGAAGCAAGUAACACCCUCCUUGGGAGCAGUGUGAAUCCAAGUGUCUUUAGGCUAUGAGCUCAACAUCAGCAUGUAGAACAUCAGCUCCUGGGAAACAAAAUAGGAACACAAAGCAUAGCUUGAAAUUACCUACCAUGCUGUAACCCCACUGCUGCUACCAACAAGGAUUUUACACAAUAAGAUGAAUUCUCAUUACUUGUGAGAUAUCUUCUACUAGCUGGGCUGCAUUCACACAACAGAAAGAUUUGGCAAAAUGGUCUACUGGCCUGCUCACAGAUGGCUUUUCUCUUGACACAGAAGUGCCACACACAUUAGAAAAGCUGAAUGUUUAGAGGUGUCAACAAAAGGCAUAGUAACCAUAGCUCUCACUGAGAAUGUACUGUACCACAUUUCCUGCCCUCCAUGUUGGCAAGUCUCUGGUUCAUCUUCCAAUAAACAGCGAAUUUUCUGCAAGCUGCAAGAUGUGACAAAGCCUUGAUUCUUAGUUGUAGCAGCACUCUGCCCAGCAGAUAGAUGGCUGAUGGCUGACUUAUCCUAGCUAUAGCAGGAAAGUCACUGGGUUGUUAAUGAUCUACCUUUAUAGCUUUAACGUUUUCACUCCAUUGCACUAUGUAACUCCCAAAAUAAACACUGUUCUUCCUUUAA